This is a messenger RNA of Mugil cephalus (flathead mullet), 5961 nucleotides long. RefSeq names its product lysine (K)-specific demethylase 6A (gene kdm6a). The record is from RefSeq and is a predicted model, not a curated record. Gene Ontology annotation, cellular component: MLL3/4 complex. Gene Ontology annotation, molecular function: chromatin DNA binding; RNA polymerase II cis-regulatory region sequence-specific DNA binding; protein binding. The transcript is spliced from 30 exons. Lineage: Eukaryota; Metazoa; Chordata; Actinopteri; Mugiliformes; Mugilidae. The coding region runs from base 593 to 4960 and encodes 1455 amino acids. Gene Ontology annotation, biological process: heart development; regulation of gene expression.
AUCUAUCUAUCUAUCUAUCUAUCUAUCUAUCUGCAACGUUGCAAAUAUCCUCGACAUAGUUGACAGGCAUUUCGACCAAUAGGAAGCCUUAAAGUACAGUUACGUAAUCAUAAUAUACUCGAAGGACCAAUCACAGGACAGGAGGCGGGUUUCAAUCUGAUGUGUGCGUGCGCGCGUUCGUUCACGUGCUCGCAACACAUCGACUGGAGCCUGUCACGUGGCCGGAGAUGCCGGCCGCUGAUUGGCCAAUGUGAGCGGAGGGCGUGUCGCUGGUGGCGGCGUGCGUUUGCCUAUGUGACACAAUUACAACAACUUUGAGCCGAUGGUUGGGGAAGUUUGCGAUAUUAUCAUACAACACUCACUCCCGAAACCCAACAUUACAAGAACUUCAUGCACAAAUUGGAACUGGAAUACACGCUGUGUUUUGAUGUACAAUGAGGAGUGUGGAAGGUAACUUGAAGGGAUCAUUUCCUUGAGGAUUUGGCAAGAAUUACGCUACGCCCCGCUAAUCCUGGAUCGGUGUGCAACAGUUUCGUUGUGACUGAAUUUUGCCGGAGUUGCUCGGUGCCGUGGAUCUUCCCAUCGCUUUUCCAUGAAAUCGUGCGGAGUGUCGCUCACCGCCGCUGCCUCUGCUGCUGCCCGGAGUCUCGGCGUUGCUGGUAAUGACGAGGAGAAAAUGGCGUCGGGAAAAGCGACUGAAAUCGAAGAGGACUUUCCGAAGCUAACAGCGCAAGAGAAAGAGAGCUUGGCCGGAAUUGACAGUUCACUGUUUGGAUUUCAUAGGCUUCAAGAAGAUGGCGCCAGAACGAAGGCCUUGCUGUUAAAGGCUGUCAGCUGCUAUGAUGCCCUCAUCCUGAAAGCAGAGGGGAAAGUGGAACCCGACGUUUUCUGCCAGCUCGGCCAUUUCAACCUCCUCCUGGAGGACUAUCCAAAAGCAUUAUCUGCAUACCAGAGGUACUUUAGUUUACAGUCGGACUACUGGAAGAAUGCCGCCUUUUUAUACGGCCUUGGGAUGGUUUACUUCCAUUACAACGCAUUUCAGUGGGCAAUCAAGGCAUUCCAGGAGGUGCUUUACAUCGACCCCAGUUUCUCAAGAGCUAAAGAGAUUCACCUGAGACUGGGGCUCAUGUUUAAAGUCAACACAGUCUACGAGUCAAGCUUAAAGCAUUUUCAGCUGGCUUUGAUCGACUCCAAUCUCUGCACUUUGUCCAAAGCUGAAAUUCAGUUCCACAUCGCUCAUUUGUAUGAGAUCCAGAAGAAAUACAAGGCAGCGAAAGAGGCGUACGAAAGUCUGUUGCAGACGGAAAAUCUUCCUGCACAGGUGAAGGCGACAACUCUGCAACAACUUGGCUGGAUGCAUCACACGGUGGAACAGCUCGGGGACAAAGGCACCAAGGACAGCUAUGCCAUCCAGUGUCUGCAGAAGUCUUUAGAAGCAGACCCAAACUCUGGCCAGUCCUGGUACUUUCUCGGCAGGUGCUACUCCAGUAUUGGAAAGGUGCAGGAUGCCUUCAUCUCUUACCGUCAGUCCAUUGAUAAGUCGGAGGCCAGUGCUGACACCUGGUGCUCCAUAGGCGUGCUCUACCAGCAGCAGAACCAGCCUAUGGAUGCGCUGCAGGCCUACAUCUGUGCCGUUCAACUGGACCACAGUCACGCCGCCGCCUGGAUGGACCUGGGAACCCUCUACGAGUCCUGCGGGCAGCCACACGACGCCAUCAAGUGCUACGUCAACGCUACGCGCAGCAAGGCCUGCCUCAACACGGCUGCACUCACGCAACGCAUCAAGCUGCUGCAGGCUCAGUUGUGUAACCUACAGCCAGGUAGUCUGCAGAAUAAGAGUAAAAUGCUUCCUAGUAUUGAGGAGGCAUGGAGCCUGCCCAUUCCUGCUGAGCUCACGUCCAGGCAGGGGGCCUUGAACACUGCACAGGCACAGCAGGCCUGUAAGGGGGAAGGCAGCCAGUCUGCCAACAAUCACUCAGACCCACAGGCCAGUCCUGCCAAGAGGAAACGCACUGCCAGCCCAGCUAAGGGUGCUGCAGACUCAUGCACCAAUCAGCAGCAAAUCCCCAGCUGGUACCUAACACCACAGAAGCUUCAGCAACUGGAUCACCUGCGGACCAACCGAGCAAACCUCAAGCCCCCUCAGCUGCAGAUGUUGGAGCAGCUGGAGAGCCAGUUCUCUCUCAUGCAGCAGCAGCAGCAGCAGAUGAGGCAGCAGGCGGCAGCGGGUGGCCAGCCGCGGCCAAGCCUUCACAACGGUCCUUUGGCUGAGCCCUCCCACCUCCACCACGCAGGCCUCUCCCGCAACUCCCCCCUCAAUCACGCAGCCAUCCGGCCCCCGUGUGUCCCCCAGCCCACGGCCAAUGGAUCCUGUUCAAGUCCUUCAGCGGGGCCGCUGGGACACCUGGACAAAAAUCACACCCUGGGACUCGGAGGUGGUGGCGCGAGCAACGGAAACGUGCCUUACCCGCAGCAGAACUCUCUACCUCACAACUGCACCGCCGCCAGUCACCCCAGCACCAGCAGCACUACCAGUAGUCCCAGUCAUGCAGACGAGACAUGGAGGAGCCAACAACGCAACACUACCACUCAGGGGCUUCAAAAAGGUCCAGGUUCACAUUCGGCAGGUCCUAAUGGAGAACCCCCUUUCUCUUCCUCCCCUCAGACCUCGUUCUCAUCCUCUGGCAUUCUGAAUCAGGUCGGACAUUCCUCUGGGCCCUGCACUGCCUCUUCCUCUGCCUCCUCUUUGUCCCCCACCUCCCCCCAGACCACGCCCAACCACUUGUCCUCACCUCCCCACUCCACUACUACCUCAGGGGUGCACACCAAAGACACCACGCCUUCAGGGGGCAAGAACGGCAGCAGUGGUGCAGCUGCCACGUUGCCAUCAGGUCCGGAGGCAGCCGUCAGGCAUUCCGGAGGGACGCCGCUCAGUCCCGGCACCACCGCCGCCACGCAGGGAUUGACUAAUCACGUCCCGCGGGUGACAGACAGCUCCACUGGCCUGUCUCAGCCAGGCUCUCCUACCCCCGGCGUGCUCAGUUCAGACAAUCCUCAGCUCUCAGCCUUGCUAAAGGGAAAAGCCAAUGCUACCAGUAAUGACGAUAACAAUAACUACAGUAACCACGGAGGGUCUUCCUCAGAGAAAAUCAACAACGUCCACCCGGGUCUCCACGGUGCUGCUAAGCCAGUCUCCGAGCACUCGGUGGCGGCAUCGUCGCCACUUUCAGCCACUGCUACGCCCCCACUGCGUUCGACUGAUCCUCACACCACCAAUAGCCUCUCCUGCCUUAACAGCCCGUCCAACACCAACAGUCAGGGGCCCACACUCAAUGGGAAGGGGCCGGAGGACUCUCAGAGCCCACUGAAAGUGGAGCCUUCAAGUGGAACUCAUAAACACACUCCUGCUGGUCUGGCACCCUGGUCCUCAGUUUCCAUCUACCCCAGCUCCAGUGAAGUGCUUAAAGCUUGCAGGAACCUGGGGAAGAACGGCUUAUCGACGAGCAGCAUCCUCCUGGACAGGUGUCCUCCGCCACGGCCGCCUCACCCGCCCUCUCCUCUGCUGCCAAAGGACAAACUCAACCCCCCAACACCCAGUAUUUAUCUAGAAAACAAAAGGGACGCUUUCUUCCCUCCCCUCCACCAGUUCUGCACCAACCCCUCCAACCCGGUCACCGUCAUCAGAGGCCUGGCUGGAGCGCUCAAACUAGACUUGGGCCUGUUCUCCACCAAGACGCUGGUGGAGGCCAACCCGGACCAUCUGGUGGAGGUAAGGACCCAGCUGGCUCAGCCCACUGACGAGAACUGGGACCCCAGCGGCAGCAGGAAGAUGUGGCGCUGCGAGAGCAGCCGCUCCCACACCACCAUCAUCAGAUACGCCCAGUACCAGGCCUCGUCCUUCCAGGAGUCUCUGCGGGAGGAGAAUGAGAAGAAGAAGGAGGUGGAUGCUGACGCUGGCUCCUCAGACAGUGUCCUGCGGCGAAGGAAAGGUCCUUUCAAACACAUCAAGUUUGGCACCAACAUCGACCUCUCGGAUGAAAAGAAGUGGAAACAGCAGCUCCAGGAGCUGGCCAAGCUGCCCGCCUUUGCGAGGGUGGUGUCGGCUGGUAACCUGCUGAGCCACGUGGGACACACCAUCCUGGGCAUGAACACAGUGCAGCUGUACAUGAAGGUUCCAGGGAGCAGGACACCAGGUCACCAAGAAAACAACAACUUCUGUUCAGUCAACAUCAACAUCGGCCCCGGGGACUGUGAGUGGUUCGCUGUGCCUGAACCGUACUGGGGCGUCAUCAACGACUUCUGUGAAAAGAACAACAUCAACUUCCUGAUGGGCUCCUGGUGGCCCAACCUGGAGGACCUGUUUGAGACCAACGUGCCUGUUUACCGCUUCAUCCAGCGUCCUGGAGACUUGGUCUGGCUCAACACGGGCACCAUUCACUGGGUCCAGGCCAUUGGCUGGUGCAACAACAUCGCCUGGAAUGUGGGACCCCUCACAGCCCAUCAGUACAAGCUGGCAGUGGAGCGCUACGAGUGGAACAAACUGCAGAGCGUCAAAUCCAUCGUUCCCAUGAUCCACCUCUCAUGGAACAUGGCCAGGAACAUCAAAGUGUCCGACCACAAGCUCUUUGAGAUGAUCAAGUAUUGUUUGCUGCGGACUCUGAAGCAGUGUCAGAUGCAGCGGGAACUGCUGCUGGCUGCAGGGAAGGAGCUAGUGUGGCAUGGGAGGUCCCAGAACGAGCCGGCCCAUUACUGCAGCAUCUGUGAAGUGGAAGUGUUUGACCUGCUGUUCGUAACCAGUGAGAGCAACAGCAGGAAGACGUACGUGGUGCACUGCCAGGACUGCGCCCGUAGGGGGAGCACUAACCUGGACAACUUUGUGGUGCUGGAGCAGUACAAGAUAGAUGACCUCAUGCAAGUUUAUGACCAGUUCACACUCGCGACCCCCCUGCCUUCCUCUUGAUGCAGACAUUCUUCUGAGAACCACAACAGACUUCAUCCGAAACUCUCCACAAAACCUUUUUAAUAAUUCUUAUUUUAAUAUUCAGGAAGUAAGCCGGCAGUCCUCUUAACUGCGCUCUGUAGCUAUCCCCACAAGGCAGCUGCGAGAAAAGCUGUGUGUCUAUGCAACCUGCCCCAGAGCGGCAUGCCUCCCCCCAGUGGACUGGAGGGGGGACGGCAGCCCCUCCUGUCGUCACAACCAGACUGUUCUACUGCUGGCUCAGCUCGGACUUCAACAGAAAACACACAUUAAAAAAGAAAAAACUCAAAUAGAAUUUUGUACAUAUUACGUUUGAACUGGCAACACCAAGACUACUGACUGGAUCGUUUUCUUUUGUUUCCACUUUUUUAUUCUGUUUCGUGCGUUCCCUCCCUUUCCCUCCCCCCGCGAGACGAGUACUUAGCCUAGCAGGUCUUUUUGUAUUGGUAGACGCCCCCCUCGGUCAGGUAAAACCAGAUAAAAACUGUUUUGUAAUGUGAAAAGUGGAGUGACGCAACAUUUCCCCUGUUUUCUUUUUUGGAAUCAGUUAAAGCGUUCUUCUGGUUUUAUUUUUGCUUUCGGUUUUGAAGGAGAGGAAACGGUUUGUAGACAAAACAACCAAGUCCUGGAGAAAAGGGUUGCACAUAGAUAAAAGAGUGAACUUUAAUUUGUGUUGUUUUGUUUUUUUUUGUUUUUUUUUUAUUUGGAUGUAAAUUUACACUAUUUAUAAAUGCAUAUUUAUUGCUUGAAAAUAUUUGUUGAUGGAAUGCUGUAAUUUUUUUUGUUUGUUUGUUUUUCUUCCAGAGUACCUGCCAUUAAAUUUGAAGGCACCGUGUGAUUUUUAAAGCUCGGCCCCUUUGAACGUUUAUAUAAAUAAAAAAAAAAAACUGCUUAGUAAGCGUUGUACAGAGACCUUACCUUGAAAUGGGUUUAUUGUUUGAAGGAUGUUUUAUGCAUCAAUAAACAGAAACUGUCUUUAUUUA